AUGGAGUCCUACGACGAUGGAUUUAUUGAGGAGCAAGAAGAGCAGGAGGAAGAGCGCACUGAGGAGAAGAUAAUCAAUGAAGAAUAUAAAACGUGGAAAAAGAAUGCGCCUUUCCUAUAUGACAUGAUUCUCAGCACUGCUUUGGAAUGGCCCACUCUCACAACGCAAUGGUUGCCUGACAAGCAGGAGGUUCCCGACAAACCAUACUCGACCCAUCGCUUACUGAUUGGAACACACACAUCAAGUGAUGCGCAAAAUUACCUGCAGGUUGCUCAUGUACAACUUCCUAAUCCUACCACACCAAAUACAGACGACUACGAUGAGGAGCGCGGAGAGAUUGGCGGUUAUGGUGGUAGUUCCAAGAAGUCACCCAUGGAAAUUAAGUUCAAUAUUGUCCAGAAGAUUGACCAUAAGGGUGAGGUCAACAAGGCCCGAUAUCAACCCCAAAACCCCAAUGUGAUUGCCACCAUGUGCACGGACGGAAGGGUCAUGAUCUGGGAUCGCUCGAAGCAUCCGAGUCUGCCUACUGGCACUGUCAACCCCCAGAUGGAGCUUCUAGGUCACACAAAAGAAGGAUUCGGUCUCAGCUGGAGUCCCCAUGUUACCGGUCAUCUCGUCACAGGCAGUGAGGAUAAAACUGUCCGACUUUGGGACUUGACAACAUACACAAAGGGAAAUAAGGCACUCAAGCCAACUCGUACAUACACUCACCAUUCCUCCAUUGUCAAUGAUGUCCAGUACCAUCCUCUCCACUCUUCGCUCAUCGGAACGGUAUCCGACGAUAUCACACUUCAAAUCCUUGAUAUCCGAGAGGCAGAGACAAGCCGUGCGGCCGCAUCUGCGGAAGGCCAGCACCGCGAUGCCAUUAAUGCCAUCGCUUUCAAUCCUGCCGCGGAAACCGUUCUUGCUACGGGGUCGGCCGACAAAUCGAUCGGUCUCUGGGAUCUGCGUAAUCUGAAGACGAAGCUACACACCCUUGAAUGUCACAGCGACUCUGUCACUUCGCUCUCUUGGCAUCCGUUUGAGGAAGCCGUUCUGGCCAGUGCAAGCUAUGACCGGAAGAUCAUGUUCUGGGAUCUGAGCCGAGCGGGCGAGGAACAAACCCCUGAGGAUGCGCAGGAUGGCCCGCCUGAACUACUCUUUAUGCACGGUGGCCACACCAACCGUAUCUCCGACUUUAGCUGGAAUCUCAAUGACCCAUGGGUUCUUUGCUCUGCCGCCGAGGACAAUUUGCUACAGGUCUGGAAGGUUGCGGAUGCAAUUGUUGGCAAGGAUCUGGACGAUGUGCCCACUGAGGAGUUGGAGCCUUGA
This is a messenger RNA of Aspergillus tanneri, 1311 nucleotides long. It is a transcript of the gene HAT2, whose product is annotated as WD repeat RBAP46/RBAP48/MSI1 family protein. The transcript is spliced from 6 exons. Gene Ontology annotation, cellular component: nucleus; cytoplasm; Rpd3L-Expanded complex. Gene Ontology annotation, biological process: regulation of gene expression. Gene Ontology annotation, molecular function: histone binding. NCBI's taxonomy places the organism in Eukaryota, Fungi, Ascomycota, Eurotiomycetes, Eurotiales, Aspergillaceae. The record is from RefSeq and is a predicted model, not a curated record. Bases 1 to 1311 code for a protein of 436 amino acids.